This is a messenger RNA of Pyricularia oryzae 70-15, 342 nucleotides long. RefSeq lists its product as uncharacterized. Bases 1 to 342 code for a protein of 113 amino acids. The record is from RefSeq and is a predicted model, not a curated record. NCBI's taxonomy places the organism in Eukaryota, Fungi, Ascomycota, Sordariomycetes, Magnaporthales, Pyriculariaceae. The transcript has a single exon.
AUGGCCCCUCCACCGACACCAGACACUGGGAGGUACGAGGAGCUAAGCACCCCGGCACUCCCAGGUCUCCUGUCCAAGAGACUUCAGGGCUAUCUGGACGAUCUGGCAGACCAACUCCACGAAUACCACGUGGACCAGGCGGAGCACACCAAAGACCUCAAGGAGGCACUGGAAGCCCGGGUCAGGAGGGAGGCCAGAAGGGCGAAAAAGGCCAAGGCCAAGAAGAACGAGAGCCGCCAGAAGGAGCAGAAAGAUGGGGGUGCGGGCGGGGCGAGCCUAGAUUCGAAGACAAAAGGUGCCACAGACGAAAAGGGCAACCUGAUUUUCUGGAGCUUACCUUGA